Penaeus vannamei (Pacific white shrimp) is the source of this 2289-nucleotide messenger RNA. The record is from RefSeq and is a predicted model, not a curated record. NCBI's taxonomy places the organism in Eukaryota, Metazoa, Arthropoda, Malacostraca, Decapoda, Penaeidae.
CAACACCGCGAUUUAUCUCCAGGUUAUGCUUUAUGAUAUGUGAGGGGAGGUGGGCAGGAUGGUGAGAUGGGUCCUGGGGGUGCGCUGCCCCCUCCAUGGCGCCCCCUGCCCCCCACGGCACCUGCUGUCUGUCCUCCUGCCUCUGCUGAUGCUGUCGCUGGUCCCCCUGGCCCCCCCUACUGCCGCGGACCCCGCACCCGGGCAAGGCUCAGCUGAGAAUGACGCGGAGUCCGGCGGCCCUCUAGCGGAGGUUCCCGACAACUCUCCGCCGAUCAUCUUGGACGAACCUCAAGACGCCUACGUCAUCAAGAACAAGCCGGCCAUUCUCACCUGCCGCGCCGCCCACGCCCUCAAGGUGAACUUCAAAUGCACGGGGGCCGAGCCGGGACCCGAGGCCGAGACCGUGACCUCGUUCGUGGACCCGAUGACCGGCGUGAGGGUCAUGGAGGGUCAGCUGCAGAUCGAGCGGCGGCUGGUCGAGGAGUCCUUCGACGACAGCGACUACGGCUGCUACUGCGUCGCCUGGAGUUCCCGCGGCGAGACCAAGAGCAAGACAGCGAGGGUCGCCACUGCAUACCUUCGGCGAUACUUCGAGGAGCCUCCUUACUCGCAGUCGGUGCCCCUCGGGAAGCACGUGGAGCUGCGGUGCCUCCCUCCCGACGGCCGUCCCCCUCCAGCGACCACUUGGCUCAAGAACAACGUGCCCAUCAGCCUCGAGGACAACCCGAGUUACAAGAUAUCUUCAGAGGGAUCCUUGCUCAUCCUGUCAGCUCGCCCGGAGAACUCGGCGAACUACACCUGCGUCGCCGAGAACGUGGCCGCCAAGAGGGUUUCGGAGACGGCCAGGCUCAAGGUCUACGCGACGGCCGCCGCGGUGCAGCAGGACAUCACCCUGAUCGUGGUGCUGGCGGUGCUGGUGCCCCUCGUGCUGCUCCUGCUGGUGGUCGUCUUCAGGAAGUUCAACCGGAAGGACCGCCAGGACGGCCCCAUGUACGAGAUCGCGGCGUCGGACUACCCGAUGCCCUUCUACUCGGACACGGCCAAGAAGCUGAAGGGCCUGGCGCCGGACCUGACGCAGGGCGUGGGCAUGGCGCCGCUGCCGCCCACGGCCCUCCCGCCCUGCUACGACCACGCCUACAGCGACCCUGCGUCCGUGUCGAGCGGCCACAAGUCGAGCGUGGGCGUGGUGGGCUCCAUGUACGAGGAGCACUACUCGGCGCCCGCCAGCGGGGGCGGCCCCUCGGGCAGCGCCACGCCCGCCUCCGAGCACCACUACGACGUGCCCCACCUGCGCCCCUCGCACGACUCGCCCGCGCCCUCCGAGGCGUGCCACCUGCUGCCCUCGCGCGCCCUCGCCACGCCCACGCUCGACGGCAGCGUGGGCAGCCGCUGCCUCGACUCCCCGAUGUCCUCGCUGGAGAAGCCGCCCCGGAGCGACUCGCCCGCCUCGCUCUCCAGCAACGCCACCUCCAGUUCCCGGCCGACCUCCGCGUCCGACGGUGGGCGUGAGAGCCAGCCGCCCAAGGAGCUGCUGAGCGCCGACGGAGCCGCGUGGGGCGUGAUGACGGCUGCGGGCGGGCGUCUGGUGGUGGGCGAGUACGGCGUGGUGCUCACGGUCCCCGAGGGCGCGCUGCCCCCCGAGGCGCGCCAGCAGAUGUACAUCGGGGUCAUGCCCAACGCCCACGUGCCCAAGCUCACCGAUAGGCAGACGCUGCUGAGCCCCGUGGUGAGCUGCGGCCCCACCAGCGUGAACCUCCUGAAGCCGGCCGUGCUGUCCUUCGAGCACUGCGCCUCCCUCCAGCACGCGGCCUGGCAGAUCCACGUGUUCGCCUCGCCGGCCCCGCCCCCCGUCGGCACCGCGUCGUCGGCCUCGUCGGCGUCGACGUCGAGCUUCUUCGGCGACGAGUCCUGGACGCGGCUCAUCACCAUCGGCGAGGAGCGGAUCGACACGCCCGUCUUCACGCAGCUCGACGGCGCGCAGGUGCACAUGAUGACGGAGUCGCUGCGGCAGUUCGUGCUGGUGGGCGAGAGCGCGGGCUCCAACGCCGCCGUCAAGCAGGUCAAGGUGGUGGCGGCCGCCCCCCGCCCACCCCGUCGGGCACGCUCACGGUCACCAUUCACGUCAUGCAGGACACCACCGCCGCCCUCGCCUACGUGACCUCGAAGGAGCGGCGUCGGGGGGCCUCCCUGCUGGACAAGCCAAAGAUGUUGUUGCUACAGGACUGCGGUGCUAACCUCUGCCUCACCUUGGAUGACCUGGCUCCCGGCUGGCGCAUCCGACCGGGUCAA